AUGAGCUGGGACGGCGACGAGCGCGUCACAUGGGCCGCCAUGCCGGCGGAGCUGCUGCGCGACGUGCUCUCGCGCGUCGUCGCGCCGGGCAUGGACUGGCCGCACCGUCGGACUCUCGUGGCGUGCGCUGGCGUGUGCAAGUCAUGGCGGGAAAUCACUAGGGACUUCAUACUUUCCGCUCCCCCUACCCCCGCCGACCCCGCGCGCAUCUUCUUCCCCGCGGACCUGCGCGCGCCGGGCCCGCUCGAGCGCACAGUGGAGUGCUUGAUUCGGCGGAACCGCAAGACGGGCACGUUCUCGCUCUUCCUGGGGGCAUCGCCGAGCGCCGCGACAGAGGCGGAGGGGGAGUCCGCGGCGGGGAAAUUUCUCAUGGCGGCGCGCAAAUUCGGAUGGCGGCCUUCCAGCACGGAGUACGUCAUCUCGCUCGACCCGCACGACUUCUCUCGCCCCGACCACCCCUCCGCCGCCUCCCACUCCUCUCACUCUCACUCCUCACACACCUUUCACACCACACGCUCUUCGCAUACCGCCUGUCUCGGCAGCAGCAGCAAAAGCGUCCCCGACGGCAGCAGCGGGAUGGCAGCGGGCAGCGGGGGGGCAGCGGGCAGCGGGGGGGCAGCGGGCAGCGGGGGGGCAGCGGGCAGCGGGGGGACAGCGGGCAGCGGGGGGGCAGCGGGCAGCGGGGGGGCAGCGGGCAGCGGGGGGGCAGCGGGCAGCGGGGGGGCAACGAGCGGCGGAGUGGCAGCGGGCAGCGCGUAUCUGGGGCGGGUGCGCGCCAACUUCCUGGGCACGCGCUUCACCAUCUUCGACGCGCGCCAGCAGGGCCCGCCGCCCCCCGCGCGCCCCCCCGCAGGCGUUUCCGCGCCCAGCAGCAGCAGCAAGGUGCACCCCAGCAUGGGCGCGCCUGCGCCCGCACCUGCCCUUUCCAAGGGGAAGGGCCGCGGGGGGAGAUCCAGCAGUGGCGGCUGUGGUUGCUGCUGCGCCUGCGCUCCCCAUGGCUGUGGCUCUUCCGCUCCCCCUGCCUGCCCGUCCGCUCUGCUUCUUCACUCGCCCUCCCCACACGCCACCCCCUGCGCCCGUGGCGACUGCGCGUGUAGCCCCACGUCCGUCCUCUCGCCCCCUUCCUCCGCCCAAUCACAGCCCGCCACCACAUGCGAUAGUGCCGUGUCCCUUCCCCCCCUCGCCCUUCCGCCUUCUGCGCUUGCUGCGCCCGCCCACACGCCACCACACUCUUGUCCCCUUGCGACCUCUGCGCCCUCCUAUGCGCCCGUUCCGCCCCCUGCGCCCUCUGCGCCCCCUGCGCCCCCUGCGCCCCUGCCUGUGGCGACGGUGUCGUAUGCCCUCAACGUGCUGGGCACUCGCGGCCCUCGCCGCAUCCAGGCCGUGCUGCACUGCGCGCCAAGCAGUGGGGGGCUGCACUGCGCGCCAAGCACUGGGGGAGGACACAUGCCAGACUGUGGGGGGGAUGCGGAGCAACGGGGGAGGGAAGAAGAGACGGGGGAGAAGAGCAUGAGGUGUGGGCGUGAAGGGUGGGGCAGAAGGGAAGAGUGUGCGUGUGAUAAGGGGGUAUGUGCAUGUGGGGAAGGAGUAUGUGCGUGUGAUGGCUGGUCGAGGCAUGAUGGGGAAGGCGAAGUUAGGGGGGAUGGCAGGGAGCAGAGCCACAUGCCAUGCUGCCACGUGUCACAUUGCCAUUCGCUCUGUCGGGAGAGACGUGAAGGCGAGGGAUGUGGGGAGGAGGCAUGGGAGCCAAUGAUGUUGAAGAAUAAGCCGCCCAGAUGGCAUGAACAGCUGCAGUGCUGGUGUCUCAACUUCAGGGGGCGCGUGACAGUGGCGUCUGUCAAGAACUUUCAACUCAUUCACGCCACGCCACUUGCACACACCACUCCGCACCAGCCCCACCCACCCUCGCCGCUGCUCCCCCCAUGUGCCGCCCACUGCUCCUCACUUUCGUCCUCGUCACCUUGCCUGACUGUGCCGAAACACCACGGCGGGUCGUCGGAACCUGUAGGUGCUGGUGCCUCUGGCAGCGACAGUAGGAAUGGCGGUGGGCCGAGCAGUAGCAGUGGCAGCAGCAGCAGCAGCGGCAGCAGUGGCAGCAGCAGCAGCAGCGGCGGCGGCGGCGGCGGUGGCAGUGGCAGCAGCAGUGGUAGCAGCAACGUCAGCAGCACUAUUAGCGGCAGGGGGGGUGAGGCGAGCAGCAGGAGUGGGGCAGGCAGGGCGCAUGAGCGGGGGGCAGCAGGCACGUGUGGGGUGGUGAAGGGCGGGAGGGACGUGGACCAGCCGGUAUUACUGCAGUUUGGCAAGGUGGGCAGGGAUGCCUUUACCAUGGACUAUCGCUACCCGCUCUCCGCAUUUCAGGCCUUUGCCAUCUGCCUCAGCAGCUUCGACACCAAGGUGGCGUGCGAGUGA
Messenger RNA from Closterium sp. Yama58-4, 2409 nucleotides. Lineage: Eukaryota; Viridiplantae; Streptophyta; Zygnematophyceae; Desmidiales; Closteriaceae. The record is from the annotation of a GenBank genome assembly.